Neofelis nebulosa (Clouded leopard) is the source of this 3261-nucleotide messenger RNA. RefSeq names its product pyridine nucleotide-disulfide oxidoreductase domain-containing protein 1. The transcript is spliced from 13 exons. The record is from RefSeq and is a predicted model, not a curated record. Lineage: Eukaryota; Metazoa; Chordata; Mammalia; Carnivora; Felidae. Gene Ontology annotation, molecular function: flavin adenine dinucleotide binding; oxidoreductase activity. Bases 1150 to 2661 code for a protein of 503 amino acids.
UUCUAUUGAAGCAACUCAAGGUGGGUUCCUGGGAUGGCUCCUAGAUGGCAGCUGGUCACCAGAAAGACCAAGCCAUGAUUAGAAGCUUGGAAUUUUCAGCCUUACCUCCCUCCUCAUCUUCCAGUGUGGGGAGAGAGGCUGGGAAUAGACUUAAUAAUUGAUCAUGUCUAUGUGAGGAAGCCUCCACAAAAUCCCAAUAGCAGUGGGCCCAGAGAACAUCCAGUUUGGAGAACACACCCUUAUACCAGGAGGGUGACAUACUACAUCUCCACAGGGACAGAAGCACCUGCACUUAAGAUCCUCCCAGACCUUGCCAUAUGUAUAUCCUCAUCUGGCUAUUCAUCUGUGUUCUUUAUCAUAUCAUUUAAUAAACUUGUAAAUGUAAAUAAGUGUUUUCCUUAGUUGUGUGAGCUGCUCUAGAAAAUUAAUCAAACCUCAGGAAGGAUCAUACGAACCUCUGAUGUGUAACCAAAUUGAAAAGAAGUUGUGGGUAACCUGGGGAUCUACUAGUUGUGAUUGGAAUCUGCAGGUGGGGGCAGUCUUGUGGGAAUGAAGCCUUAGUGGGGUCUUAUGCUACUUCCAGGUAGAUAGUGUUGGAAUUGAGUAAAAUUAUAGAACACCCAGAUGCGGUUGCAGAGAAUUGCUUGAUGUGGGGAAAACUCCAUAUACAUUUGGUAACCAGAGUGUCAGAAGUCAAGUGUUAUGUAUGAGUGGGUUAGUGAUGUCAUAGUAGACACAUUGGAGAGGAACAUACAAAGAAAGAACAGGAUUAUUUCCUACUGAAAAGAGAGAACUGUAGGGUUUUCGAACACAAAACUCUUUAUCUGGGUUUUGCUAUUAAGAACAGCUCUUAUUAUACAAGUGCAAAAUUUUAUUUUGAAAAUAGACUUACCCUGUGGAAGGAUGCAACUGAAGGUGUGCUGACAGUAAAACGAAACCCUGGAAUCAAAGAGACGUCUUCCUACCGCGGAAACGAGGCUCUAAGCGGAUACGCGAGAACCCUAAGUGUGAACUGCUGGGCACCCGUAGCUCAGAGUCUCAGGUUCAGGCCCCGGCACCGGAAGUGGCCGCCCAGCUUGACUUCCGCUCCCCGAGUAGGAAGGCUUGCGGCUCGCCCACCGGUUGCCAGAAAACCGCUAGGAGUCUGAGAUGAUGGAGGCAGCGCGCCCUCCGUUGACGGCGGGAAAGUUUGUGGUGGUUGGCGGUGGCAUCGCGGGUGUCACCUGUGCUGAGCAGUUGGCUAUUCACUUUCCAUCAGAAGAUAUUCUCCUGGUAACAGCUUCUCCUGUUAUUAAAGCAGUUACAAAUUUCAAGCAGGUUUCUAAAGUAUUGGAGGAAUUUGAUGUUGAAGAGCAACCGAAUACCAUGUUAGAAAAUCGCUUUCCCAACAUUAAGGUUAUAGAAUCUGGAGUAAAGCAACUGAAGAGUAAAGAACAUUGCAUUUUAACAGGAGAUGGCAGUCAGCAUGUAUAUAAGAAACUCUGUCUGUGUGCUGGAGCUAAGCCAAAGUUGAUAUGUGAAGGAAAUCCUUAUGUAUUAGGAAUCCGUGAUACAGACAGUGCUCAGGAAUUUCAGAAACAGCUUACUAAAGCUAAAAGAAUAAUGAUCAUAGGGAAUGGUGGCAUUGCACUUGAACUAGUGUAUGAAAUUGAAGGCUGUGAAGUCAUUUGGGCCAUUAAAGACAAAGCCAUUGGGAAUACUUUCUUCGAUGCAGGUGCAGCUGAAUUCUUGACUUCAAAGCUCAUUGAUGAAAAACCAGAGGCUAAAAUUGCACAUAAAAGAACCAGAUAUACAACUGAAGGAAGAAAAAAGGAAAGACAAACCAAAGGUAGUGCUGGCAAUAUGGGCAGUGCCUUGGGACCUGAUUGGCAUGAAGGCUUGAAUCUUAAAGGAACAAAAGAGUUUUCUCGUAAGAUUCACAUUGAAACUAUGUGUGAAGUAAAGAAAAUCUACCUUCAGGAAGAAUUUAGAAUUUUGAGGAAAAAGUCCUUGCCUUUUCCGAGAGACCAUCAUAAUCAGCCAGUCACAACUGAUAAAGAAGUAUGGCCUGUAUAUGUGGAAUUGACCAGUGAAAAGAUAUACGGCUGUGAUUUCAUUGUCAGUGCUACAGGAGUUACACCAAAUAUAGAACCUUUUCUCUGUGGCAACAAUUUUGAUCUAGGCGAAGAUGGUGGCCUGAAAGUGGAUGAUCACAUGCACACGUCUCUCUCUGAUAUCUAUGCUGCAGGUGACAUCUGCACUGCAUCAUGGCAGCCCAGCCCAGUGUGGCAGCAGAUGAGGCUGUGGACCCAGGCUAGACAGAUGGGGUGGUACGCAGCCAAGUGCAUGGCCGCAGCUACUUUAGGACAAUCUACUGACAUGGACUUCAGCUUUGAACUUUUUGCUCACAUAACAAAAUUCUUCAACUAUAAGGUUGUAUUGCUGGGAAAAUACAAUGCACAGGGCUUAGGUUCAGAUCAUGAAUUAAUGCUGAGAUGUACCAAAGGACAAGAAUACAUCAAAGUCGUCAUGCAGAAUGGGCGCAUGAUGGGAGCUGUCUUAAUUGGUGAAACUGAUUUAGAAGAAACAUUUGAAAACUUAAUUUUAAAUCAAAUGGAUCUUUCAUCAUAUGGAGAAGAUCUGCUAGAUCCCAAUAUUGAUUUAGAAGAUUAUUUUGAUUAAUAAAAGCAUUUCAAGAGCUACAUAAUGUUCCAAAUAAUACAAAGUCACAAUAAGGUAAAAUUUAAUAGAAGUGAUAAUGAUUUCAGUGGCAAAGUUUUAAAAUAUAUUUUUUCUAACUUAAAACCUAGCACUUAAUGUAAAUUUAAGUUAUUCAUUUCUAAUUUAGCUUUGGGGCAGAUUCAGCUAGGUUGUGAUCUACUUAGCCAACAACUUGGCCUGGUACACCAGAAUCAUUCUGAUUGAAAUGUUAGGGCUGUGGUUUCAAGAGGCUUAUAGUUUGGUUUUACUUCUAGAAAUGUAGCAAUAGUUUACUUACUAAUAUCAUUUGUAUUGAUACUUUAUUCCUUUUGCAUUUGGAUUCCACAGCUGUUAAAAGCUGAAAUCACUCCCUUUGUAAUAAGCCUAUAUAUUCCAUGUGAUAACACUGCUAUCAACAGUUAUGUAAAAAUAAUGAGUUUAUGUGAACUUUACAUUUGUCUCAUUUUAUACUGUCAAUUUUUAUAAAUCAUGAUCUCAAGUGUUCAAGCCUUCAAUAUUAAUGAAAUUGUCUUAAACUACAAAAUAAUGGUGUAUACGUGCAUAAAAUGUUUUCUUGGAAAA